CAAAACAACGGCGUCUGUAACCACUUCACCUCUCCAACAUGUAAGCUAAUUUCCAGAGGAGGGCAGCAGAGAGCUUCAGUGCUGUGUAAAAUGUCACGUGACCCGUUGGGCCUAAAGCACAGGACAUGAGUGUGUUGACAAUAAUGUUGCAGUGCUCUGCUUUCAUAGCUCUCUGUUCAUCAUUCUCUCUAGCUCGCCUAAAUUGCCGGUGUUUCUUUUUUUGAUUUCCUGAACCUCCUUCAGCCUAUAUCAGCAGGCUUAAAGAGCAUUAGGAUAUUUCCUCCAUGGCCAAGAGUCCUGUUUUCUCGAGCUGUGCCAGCCUGAGUCCUGAAGGGAUUCUGAGAGAGAUCCAGAUCAACUUACUGGAGUGUAAAGUCUGCUUCGAGAAGUUCAGCACUCAGCAGAGGGAGCGCAGACCACAGAACCUUUCCUGUGGCCAUGUACUCUGUCUGGAAUGCAUCACAGCUCUGUCCCACCCUCUCCUGAGGAAGCUGGAGUGCCCGUUCUGUCGACAGCUGUGCAGCACUGACAGCACCUCCCACUGCCAGGUCCUUAGUGACCUGCAGGAGCUGUUGUUGUCUUGGACUUCCAGAUCUUCGGCUCCUUCUCACAGGGUAAAAGGAAGCCUUGGCUUGGCCGCAGAUCUGACAUCUACAGUUCCGCACCUCUGUGCAGUUUUUGGUGGGUGGGGGACUCUUAUCAACCCCACUGGGAUAGCCAUUUUGGGCUCUUCAGGGACAAUAGUAGUGGUGCAUGAUGGAGAAACAAUGGUGGUGGUGCUCAGUCCACAGGGUAAGAAGCUGCACAGUUUUGGGCGAAGAGGAAAAACCAGUGGGGAGAUCUGUUACCCAGUUGAUGUGGCGGUGACUCCUAGUGGUUACGUAGUGGUGACUGAUGCAGGUGAUAAAGCUGUGAAGGUUUUCAACUCUAGGGGCAUCCAUGUGCUGGUGGUCAAAGAUUCCUUCCAGAUGCCCUGGGGUGUGGACACAAACAGCUGUGGACACAUCCUAGUCUCGGAUGUUCAAGCUGGCACACUAUCCCAGAUAAAAAUGGACUAUACUCAUGGCCUCAUUCUGGAGCAUCAGGCAGCCAUUUCAGACCUCCAACAUCCAAAAGCAGUGGCAUGCUGUCAGGUGACUGGGAACACUGCAGUGAUGGAGCAUUUACCUCAUGACACAUAUCCACCUGGGAGUCGCCAACACACCAGGCUGAGAGUGUUUACAAAAGACUUCCACCUCCUUUAUCAGACCGACAGUUUCAGCCUGACCCUGCAGUUCACUGUGAGGCUGAACAUGUCUGGCGUGGCCUUUGACCGGGAUGGAAACGUGAUUGUGAUUGAUUCCAAUCAGGGAAUGAUUUGGAGUUUGGGGAAUCUCCAAAAUGGUCCAGCCUUGACUCCGCUAGUGGGAGAGAGCCUUAUCCGCCCAGUUGGACUCGUGUCACUUGAUAACAAGCUGGUUAUUCUAGAUGGUGGAGAUCAUACAGUGAAGAUUUAUUCUGCUAAAACUGAUGCUGGGCCCAUAUAGCUCCUGUAUGUACCUAGCCCUACAGUAGCGGAAUAUAGCUUACAUUUUGAAGUGACAAGGUGAUCUGGCAAUAUUAUUUAAAUGUAAAUAUAUAUUGGUUUUGCAUUGAUAAAUUGAAAUGAUAAAUGUGAAUAUAAUAAAAUCAGUGUUACAGGCUGAUU
Messenger RNA from Scatophagus argus, 1687 nucleotides. RefSeq names its product E3 ubiquitin-protein ligase NHLRC1-like. NCBI's taxonomy places the organism in Eukaryota, Metazoa, Chordata, Actinopteri, Scatophagidae. The coding region runs from base 285 to 1526 and encodes 413 amino acids. Gene Ontology annotation, biological process: negative regulation of translation; proteasome-mediated ubiquitin-dependent protein catabolic process; protein polyubiquitination. The transcript has a single exon. The record is from RefSeq and is a predicted model, not a curated record. Gene Ontology annotation, molecular function: translation repressor activity; protein binding; ubiquitin protein ligase activity.